Molecule: messenger RNA, 1492 nt
Organism: Lepus europaeus (European hare)
Lineage: Eukaryota; Metazoa; Chordata; Mammalia; Lagomorpha; Leporidae
Gene: ERP27
Product: endoplasmic reticulum protein 27
Exons: 7
Coding region: 1-822 (273 amino acids)
Biological process (GO): response to endoplasmic reticulum stress; protein folding
Cellular component (GO): endoplasmic reticulum
Source: RefSeq, a predicted model, not a curated record
AUGGACAUUUCCCAACCAAGGAGCUGGUUUCUUUCCUUUCUCCUCGUGUGUGUGCUAGCCCCAGAAGUCACUGCAGAAGCUGAGGCAACUUCAGAUGGCCCUACUGCUGCCCAGGAUAUCACAUGGCUCACCGACGUCCCAGCCGCUAUGGCGUUCAUUGCUGCUGCUGAGGUGGCCCUCAUUGGCUUCUUCCAGGAUUUAGAAAUACCAGCAGUGUCCAUAUUCCGUGAUAUGGUACACAACUUCCAAGAUGUGUCAUUUGGAAUCAGCAAUAACUCCGAGGUUCUGACCCAUUACAACAUUACUGGGAAUACCAUUUCCAUCUUCCGGCUGGUGGAUAAUGAACAACUGAAUUUAGAGGGCGAAGACUUUGAAAACAUUGAUGCGAGCAAAUUAAGCCGUUUCAUUGAGGUCAACAGCCUCCACAUGGUGACGGAGUACGGCCCUGUGACUGCAAUUGGCCUGUUUAGCAGCAAUAUUAAAAUUCAUCUUCUACUGCUGAUGAACAAGGCCUCCCCAGAGUAUGAAGAGAACAUGCACAGAUUUCAGAAGGCAGCUAAGCUCCUCCAGGGCAAGGCUCUCUUUAUUCUGGUGGACAGUGAGAAGAAGGAGAAUGGGAGAGUGAUAUCAUAUUUCAAACUGAAGAAGUCUCAGCUACCAGCUUUGACGAUUUAUCGAACUCUAGAUGAUGAGUGGGAUGCACUGCCCAUAACAGAAGUUUCAAUUGAGCAUGUGCAAAACUUUUAUGAUGGAUUCCUAGAAGGGAAACUGUUGAGAGAAAAUCAUGAAUCAGAAGAAAAGACUCCAAAGGUGGAACUCUGAUUUCUUCCUGAUACUUCUGCAUACUGCCAAAGUGUCUACUUUAUGCUGAAUAAAAAGGGACAAUUCAAACCUCAGAGACACUAAACAGGAUCCCUAGGCCUUCCAACCCCGCCCCCAUCAAUGCACAUAUCAAGCUCCACCUUGUUCCUUGAAAUCUCAUUUACUCCCAUUCUCUUUUCUUCUAAAUAUCCUGUAUUCUCUCACUACCCACCCAAUUUCCUAUUAAGUAUUCAUAUUGUAUAGGCCCAUCUAUAAUAGAUGCAAGCUUCAGGAGAAAGACUAGGAGAUCUUAUGAAGGAGAGGCAUUCUUAGAGAUUGUUCUGACCUGUCAUUAAUAUUGAGUUUGUAUAUUAUUAAACAACAGGAUCCCUAGGCCUUCCAACCCCCUCCCCAUCACAUGCACACAUACUAGACAUAAUUUACAUAACACAGUUUCUGCUCUUUUAGGGUUAUCUAAGGUUGAAAUCCUGUCUUUCUUCAUAGAUACAUGUCCUUCUCUGAUUCAAGGCCAAAAACAAAAAGAUGGUUUUUAAACACCUCACUGAGACUGUCUUCUUGUCAGAAGUUGAAUGAUAUCUCCAAGUCUCUGAACUCAGCAGGAAUGUAACACAGAAAAAUUAUAGGCUUAUUUAACACUCCCAAUUCCCCAUGUAAAUCAAUGACCCAUGUA